AUGGCUAUCUCAGACUCGGUUCCCCAACCCCAGCAGUUGUUAUGUCUCACUAUCACUGCUUUUCGCAAACCCGGACUUAGUGAAGCGGAGUACCGAGAGUACAUGACCAAGGUUCAUGCUCCCUUAGUCACCGGCCUCAUGAAGGAAUAUGGAAUUGUUCGGUAUAACAUGACCCAUAACGACAGCCAAAGUCGACCAUUGCUUUUCAAGCUCUACGACCCCGAGUUCUCGAAACUGUCUGACUAUGACUGUAUUGUGCAAUUCGUAUUCCGCAAUAUGGAAGAUUUUCUACGCAUGAAAGCUGAUCCACGCUUCAUGGAGAAAGUCGCUCCUGACCACAAAAACUUUGCUGAUACUCAAAGGUCAACGAUGACUAUUGGCUACUUUGAAGAGUUUUUGGAUAACAAUGAGAUUGUACCCAAAUGA
Molecule: messenger RNA, 426 nt
Organism: Trichoderma gamsii
Lineage: Eukaryota; Fungi; Ascomycota; Sordariomycetes; Hypocreales; Hypocreaceae
Exons: 3
Coding region: 1-426 (141 amino acids)
Molecular function (GO): oxidoreductase activity
Source: RefSeq, a predicted model, not a curated record